Anguilla anguilla (European eel) is the source of this 2293-nucleotide messenger RNA. RefSeq names its product transcriptional regulatory protein AlgP-like. The coding region runs from base 131 to 1540 and encodes 469 amino acids. NCBI's taxonomy places the organism in Eukaryota, Metazoa, Chordata, Actinopteri, Anguilliformes, Anguillidae. The transcript has 7 exons. Gene Ontology annotation, molecular function: proton transmembrane transporter activity. Gene Ontology annotation, biological process: proton motive force-driven ATP synthesis. The record is from RefSeq and is a predicted model, not a curated record.
AUGACUGCUGGUUGGGCGGGUCUUUGCUGCAGCCGCGUGUGCGCGUUAUUAUUAUACAACCAACACAGUUUGGAAUCGACUCCAAGGCAGCGUGUGCUUCCAACUUUGUGAACAUUCUUUGAGCGCAAAGAUGGCCGCUUCCCUUCUACGGAUUGGACGACUUGGCUCUCUCAAGUGUCUGCAGCAGGAGAGCUGGAGUUCUUUGAGAGGGACAUCUGCUGCUUCUCUCAGCACAAAAUUGGGAGAGCUCAACCAACCAGACAAAAAGACAAGAUUCCAAAAGGCCAAGGGCAAAACCUCCCUUGACACGGCACAGCUCCUGCAGUACCGAUCAUACACAGAUUUACCCAAGAACGAUGCCAAGCCCGCUGUGGCUGCCGUAGCAGAAGCUGGCACUGUCGCGCCCAUCUCUGGGCCGGUCACCUCUGCCACAGCUGCCCCGGAAGUUUCCGCAGCCGCCCCGGAAGUAGCCAUGGCUGUGCCAGAAGGUGCUCCAGAAGUUUCGGCUGCAGCCCCUGAAGUUGCAGCAGUGGCUCCAGAAGUUGCAGAAGCCAUCCCAGAAGUUGUGGCUGCUGCCCCAGAGGUUGCUACAGCCGCUCCUGUAGCUGAAAUUGCCCCUGAAACUGGGGCCAAAGAUGCAGCUGCUGAUGCGGCACCAGCUAAAGAAGCUGCUCCAGAAGCUAUCGCCCCAGAAGCACCUGCCACAGACGUUGCUCCUGAAACCUUAGCGCCUGCUCCAGAGGCUGUGCCUGCAGCUGAAGCUACUGCAGAACCUGCACCUGAAGCUGCAGCUGCUGCUGCAGAACCUGCACCUGAAGCUGCUGCUGCUGCUGCAGAACCUGCACCUGAAGCUGUAGCUGCAAAACCUGUGCCUGAAGCUGCAGCUGCAGAACCUGCACCUGAAGUUGCAACUGCUUCUGCAGAACCUGCGCCUGAAGCAGCAGAACCUGCACCUGAAGUUGUAGCUGCAGUUGCAGAACCUGCACCUGAAGUUGCAGCUGCAGCUGCAGAACCUGCGCCUGAAGUUGCAGCUGCAGCUGCAGAACCCGCGCCUGAAGUUGCAGCUGCAGCUGCAGAACCUGCGCCUGAAGUUGCAGCUACAGAACCUGUGCCUGAAGCUGCAGCUGUAGAACCUGCACUUGAAGCUGCACUUGCAGAACCUGCACCUGAAGUUGCAGCUGCAGAACCUGUGCCUGAAGCUGCAGUUGUAGAACCUGCACUUGAAGCUGCACCUGCAGAACCUGUGCCUGAAGCUGCAGCAGAGCCUGCUGUUGUAGAACCUGCAACAGAGUCCGCAGCUGAAGCCAUGGUGCCUGAGGCUGAUCUGGACCCGAUACAGAAACUCUUUCUGGACAAGAUCCGAGAGUACGCCACCAAGAGCAAAACCACAGGUGGUCUGGUAGACGCAGGUCCGGAGUACCAGAAGAACCUGUCUGAGGAGAUGACCAAACUGCAGAGGCUCUACGGUGGUGGUGACCUCACCAAAUUUCCUGACUUCAAGUUCUCAGAGCCCAAGUUAGAUGAAGUGGCCCCAAAGUGAGCAUCGUCAAUCAGUCUCCGCCAUCUAUUAUGCAGUCUGCACUGUUCAAUUAAAUCACAUCUACUAAAUUAAAUGGCGUACAGUACCCCUAAAACCAUAUCAUUAAUGGGCACAAUUAUUUAAAAAUCACAAUUGCGAUGAGAAAUUCUGAACAGCAAAGUCCCACAUACUUGGUCAUGAACAUUUUUAAUGUAAUGGUGUGAAGAGUCAACAGAAAAUGCCCAAUAUCCAAAAAUGGUAAGUUAUGGCGUUUAAAUAAACUGGUGCUGGACUGGACCCAUAAGUGCCUUCAGUUUAGCAUUCUGUAGAAACCUGCCUACACACAGUGCAAUACUUCCUGUUUCCCCUCAAGGAUCACUCUACAAGUUUGGGUAAUAUAAUUGUGCCAGGUUAUUAAUUUUAUUUGCACUUUCAUUGUAAAGGUGUUGCUUAGUGAUACUAACGUAAUGGAAAGACAACAUUGAGUAUGAGAGGGUUACUGUGGAGUCUGGAAGAGAAUGUAUCCUGAUAUGUUCCCUGCAAUCAGUAAUAAGUGGCUAAAGGCUUUCACAGUAUGCUCAAACCUCUUGAGAAGUGUCCAGAGAUACCUUUCUUCCUUUAUGGGAUGGCUGUAUUGUCCAGUCUGGAAAUCUGAAGACACGUUUUAGCUCUGAGCUGUAACCAGAUUCAAAUGUGUUUUUUCUGUCCUAACAUGUGGGAGUAUGACUUUGCCUGAAAUGCCCUGGAAAAAUAAACUGGAUAUGAAUCAUUUGA